ACUGUUCAAUGAUUCAAGUGCAAAUCGUAUGGCAUUUGUUUACUUAAUUUAAAGUCGGCUAGAAAUCGACUAUAGACAUUGUCGGCAGGUGAAAAGACUCCGCCUGGAUGACCAAAAUGGAUGCAACACAACAGCAGCUGCUGCAACCCGUCGACAGGACGAAUCCUUUGGUCUACUUGGACAUAAGCAUUGGUCAGGAAAGCGCGGGACGCAUGAUAAUUGAACUGCGCAAGGAUGUUGUGCCAAAGACAGCGGAAAAUUUCCGAGCACUCUGCACGGGAGAACGUGGCAUCGGACAGCUGGGAAAACAACUGCACUACAAAGGCACCAGAUUCCAUACGAUCAAGCGGGUGUUUGCCGUGCAGGGCGGAGAUGUGGUCAAAAAUGAUGGCACCAGCGGUGAGAGCAUCUAUGGACCGCUCUUUGAGGAUGAGAACUUUACACUAACGCACAAUGAGGAAGGCGUGGUCAGCAUGGCCAACUAUGGCAAACCCAAUACCAACAAUUCACAGUUCUUCAUCACCGCCGUUGGCUGUGAGAAUCUAAAUGGCACCAAUGUGGUUGUGGGUCGUGUUCUGCGCGGUCUCGGCAUUGUGGCUGAAAUGGAACAGAAUUGCACUGACGAUGCCAAUCCCACGGUGGACAUAACCAUCAGUGACUGUGGCGAACUGACACCGGACAGGGAUUGGGGUGUGGAGUGCAGUGAUGAGACAGCAGAUAAACUGCCGCCAUAUCCACAGGAUUGGACGGGCAAGUUUACGAAGCCAACGUCCGACGCAUCGGUUAACCUGCUCACAGUCCUGCGAAAAUCGGGAAAUCACUUCUUUCAACUUGGCAGCUAUUAUGAGGCACGUGCCAAAUACCGCAAGGCGAAUCGUUAUUAUACAAUGUUCCGCAAGAACUUUGACUGGCAGCAGCUAAAAGGCAGUCCACACGACACGGAUUUAAGAAAACUGGAUGAAUUCUCAGUUGUUAACAAUAUCAAUAUGGCUGCAGUGGAAUUGAAACUGGGCAAUUAUCAGUAUGCCAAACAUGAGUGCUCCGAGGCCAUACGACUGGAUCCCAGCUGCAGCAAGGCGUUCUACAGACGUGGCCAGGCGCAACGUGCCAUGCGCAACUAUGAGGAGGCAAUUAAGGACCUGAAGCAGGCGCAUUCCCUGCUGCCCGACAACAAGCAGAUCCUCAAUGAACUGAACAGUGCCAAGUUGCUGCUGGCCGAAUACAAUAAACAGCAGCGAAAGGCGCUUAAGAAUCUGUUCAAUUAGUUAUGUCGUGAUUUUGCGCAUAUUUUUUGUACAAAUUGAAAUUUUGCUCUAUAUACUCUAGGCUGUCCAUGUUAAAUGUGGAUCGAAAUGACAAAAAAAAUACUUUACAAUUAAA
Molecule: messenger RNA, 1380 nt
Organism: Drosophila innubila
Lineage: Eukaryota; Metazoa; Arthropoda; Insecta; Diptera; Drosophilidae
Gene: Cyp40
Product: peptidyl-prolyl cis-trans isomerase D
Exons: 4
Coding region: 108-1265 (385 amino acids)
Biological process (GO): protein peptidyl-prolyl isomerization
Cellular component (GO): intracellular membrane-bounded organelle
Molecular function (GO): peptidyl-prolyl cis-trans isomerase activity; protein binding
Source: RefSeq, a predicted model, not a curated record